GGACGUCACUCCUACGCAGUAACUUAACGGACGGACAGCUCCGCUUUCAACAACUCGCCUUAACUGAUCUCGAUCAGUCUGCGCAACGUUGCACGAAGUCGAGCACACUUUGACAUCUCAUAGAUAGCAAAUCCUGAAGAUCAACUUCACAUCAGAAAUCAUGAGGAUAACUUCUGUGUGUCUGAUACUAGGGCUGAUGCUGAUGGCGACCACGAAAUCUGAAGCUCAACAGGACAAUGGGAGGCCGUUGGCAGCUCCAGUCCCUGCUGCGUCCUGCUGUUUCUCCUUCAUUGGCUUUCCAAUUCCAGUGAAUAAAGUUAAAAGUGCUGAGAGAACAAGCUCAUUUUGCUCAAACAAAGCUGUUGUGGUUACAACUGUAAAAGGCAACAUGUUUUGUGUGAAACCCGAUGAGACCUGGCUUCAGAAAAUAACAAUAGACUAAUGUAACUGAAGCUUCAGCCAUUACAAAUGCAAAUUUGAAUCAUAGUUUCAUUGCUUAAUACCUUAUAUCUGUUCUUUCUUACUAAAUACAUUUUUGCCCUUCUUUGCUUUAAUAGAAGAUUAUGAAAAACCACUUAAAAUGUUUAACCGCCGUUAAAAAGACAAAAGAUGUUGGUAUUAGCAUAACAUGUUUAUUAAUGUAAAGUUAGGCAGAAAGAAUAACAGACAGUAAAUCAACUGAAGAUUUAAAACCGUAUACAUAUACAAAUAACAUUAAGAAAAAAUAUUUAGAGAAAAAGAAAUCAUUUUCAGGAUAUUCAGGUCUAUGUUUGGUGUACAGUGGUUUAAGUAAAAUAAAGUAGGCCUAGUUUUCUUACUGUUUAACUACACAACUGUGCAUACACAACUGCACAACUAUAUGAGAAUGUUAUCAGUGUUUUGGACCAUACCAGUUUAUAUUUCUUCUUAAGACCUAAUAUAUUUAUAGUAAAAGGAAAAAAAGUUUAAUCUUAAUUUCAUGGGGGCUUUAAUAUUGUAUACAUUACACAUUUUAGACAGUAACAUUAGCUCAGUGUAGUUUUUGAUACGCUUUAGUUAUGAUUUGAACUAAUGUUGGCCUAAUCUCUUUCUUGUUUAUUUUGCUUGUUAUUCAGAAAUAAAAGGACUCUGUUCUUGUUGA
Molecule: messenger RNA, 1120 nt
Organism: Misgurnus anguillicaudatus (oriental weatherfish)
Lineage: Eukaryota; Metazoa; Chordata; Actinopteri; Cypriniformes; Cobitidae
Source: RefSeq, a predicted model, not a curated record